AUGUAAAUUGGAAAAUAGAAUUAAUAAAAAUAAUAAGAUGAAUCUGAAAUUAUUAAAAGAAGUAAAAAUGUUGUUAGAUAAAGUUUCACUGAUAAUAUUGAUGAAAUUAUUAGAAAAUCUUAAUAAACAACCAAUACUACUGUUGCUGAUUAUAUUCCUUAAUAUAAUCCUAAUUAAGUUUCUGAAACAAUAGAAGUUGUUUAAGAAUUUGUUUAAGUUAAGAAAAAAUAUUGA
Molecule: messenger RNA, 234 nt
Organism: Ichthyophthirius multifiliis
Lineage: Eukaryota; Ciliophora; Oligohymenophorea; Hymenostomatida
Exons: 1
Source: RefSeq, a predicted model, not a curated record